This is a messenger RNA of Schistocerca gregaria, 1690 nucleotides long. RefSeq lists its product as uncharacterized. The record is from RefSeq and is a predicted model, not a curated record. The transcript has 6 exons. Lineage: Eukaryota; Metazoa; Arthropoda; Insecta; Orthoptera; Acrididae. Bases 28 to 1017 code for a protein of 329 amino acids.
AUAGCUGGGACAGUGCUGGGGCCCGUAAUGGAGGAGGAGCAGCAGCAGCAGCCGCAGCCUGACCCGAGGAGGCCUCCCCCACCCCCGCCUGCUCCCCCGCGGCCGAGGCCACCAGUGCCACCCCCGCAGCCUCCGCAGCCACCACCAGCUCCACCUGCUGGACCCAAGAUGCUGGUUAUCGGUAGUCGGGUUUAUCAGCUAGUCCAUCUGGGAACCUAUGUAAUCAAACCGCUGUAUGGUCUGGAUGCGGAUACACAGGCUCCGGACCCAAGAAACCCUGGCAAUGGUGCUAGGAACUUCACUUCCAGCGUCAGCAGUCCAAUGGUUUCUGCUGGAGCCGCUGCUGCAGAUCCAGAAAAUAAACAGCAGUAUCAGGAAACGCGUCGCCGUCACGUCACAGACCAAGCUGACGCCGAGGUCAAACGACCGAGAGUAAAAGACGAGCCUCCGGAAGCAACAGAAGCACAUGGAAAGAAAAGAGCAGUCCCAUUAAAAGUGCGUGGUAUUACAUGCAAAGAUGUUUUCGUUAAUGGACGCGAAGGAGUGUUAGUGACAGUUUCUUGGGAGAAGACAUUUUGUGAAUCCAAGCCCGAAUUGAAAACUGAAAGCAAAGAUGCUGUAGUACCGACCAUCGCCGAACUGCAAGAUAAUCAAAAUGCCCAAAGGACCGAUCAUCAGACGGUACGUAAGACGGAAUCCAUCUACGAUAAUACUAUGGAAGUUUCCAGAACCUAUGGUGCAAAACAACAAGCAGAAUACGUCCAAUUGAAAGCAAAUAAUGCCCAAUGUGACUGCACUGCGAUCUGUGUUAAAGAUCUGGACAACGUCAAGCCUAGACCUUCCAGUUCUGAAGAUUCAGGUAACUACGUUUGUCACAGUCGUGAACCUGAAACACUGAAGACUGGAGCAGGACCCUUGAUGACUGCCGUCGGCAGUAGGUCUUCUGCGGAAUCAAAUUUGCAGCACACUGCACACCAUGGCUGUGUAGGGCCACCUUCCUGGCACUGUGCCCAGUGACAGACACCAAUGUAACCACAUAGUUCCACACUCAGCCACAUAGAGGUUCUAUAAGUUCCUGUCCAACACCACUUCUUUUCGUCUGGUUAUUGUGUACUAUUGAGCAGGACACUGCCAGUGUGAGUGCUGUUGCCGGAGAUAAUUAUGUGUUACCUGAAUCCCUGAAUGAAAUGUGUGGAAAUGUGAGUGUGCCAAUGCUUACAGUUUAGCUACUCAGAGCGAAAUUGUGGCUCAAAUAUGAGUUGGACAAGCUAUUGCUACAAACAGGGAAGGAACAGUGAAAGACAAUCUAUACAUUUUGCAAGAAGAUGAAGACUCCAUGAUAUUUUAUAAUGACUCUUAAUCUGUUUUUCUUUUGGCCUCAUGAUAGUAGUCAAUUUUCAAGUACUCAGAAAUCUUUGCCUUUCAGUACACUGUGAAAUUUGUGUGUAAAAUCUUCCAUUGUAACGGUUUAAAUCAGCAACACAACAACUGUGUGAGAAUAUAAGCCCCCAUGACUAAGGACAGUUCUUAAAGUGUUGUGAUACUAUGAACAUAGGGCUGCAAGGGAUUCUGUUUUCAUUGACUGAUGAUUUGAUAGCAAUAGCAAUAUGUUACAGUGAAAUUCAGUAAUGGUAUUCUACUGCUGUAUGAAUAUAUUUGUUAAAAUAAAGAGUAUUAGACAUAUUUUAAA